This is a messenger RNA of Naegleria fowleri, 438 nucleotides long. RefSeq lists its product as uncharacterized. The transcript has 2 exons. The coding region runs from base 1 to 438 and encodes 145 amino acids. The record is from RefSeq and is a predicted model, not a curated record. NCBI's taxonomy places the organism in Eukaryota, Heterolobosea, Eutetramitea, Acrasida, Naegleriidae.
AUGUCGAAUGGAUCCAAGACACCUUUUUUCUCACCUCUUGGCAAAUUCAAGAGAAGCCUCUACCGAAGAAAAUUGAUGAAACAAUUCGGAAAUGAUGUUGAUUUAUUUAUUGAAAAAUUUUCAAAACCUAAUGUCUUGUCUCUUUAUCGGGAAUGGAUCCGAGAGUUGAAUCGAACGCUCCCUUUGGCUCUCCGAGAAGUGAGCAAACAGAAUUUAAGAACGCAUUUCGAAGCCACAAAAGAUGACUACAGCCCCUAUUUGAUCUUAAAUGAAUUGGAAGCAGGUCGGUAUGCUUUAGAAUUGUGGAAAAAAGGAGAUCGUCAUGCACUGAAAUAUGGAAUUCCAAGACAAUUUUCUGUUUAUCGGGCAAUACGAGAACAAAAACCCCCUGAUAGUAACGCGUACAGAAGGUACACCCCCUUCCUCUACUCACUGUAA